GCCUGGUUUCUGCAGAAUGUGAUCUUGAAAAGAUCUUUCUCCUUUAGGUCUCAUGGUACCAAGUGACGUGUCCUCCUUAUGAGAAUCAGUCCCCGGAAGCGCCCGAGAAAAUGUCAGGAAUGCAGGCUGUCUGGGCUUCCGGCACAGAAUGUAUCGCCAAAUAUAAUUUUCACGGCACAGCGGAUCAAGAUCUCCCCUUCAGCAAAGGAGACGUCCUCACCAUCAUCUCGGUCACCAAGGACCCCAACUGGUACAAAGCCAAAAACAAAGUCGGCCGGGAGGGGAUCAUCCCAGCCAACUACGUCCAGAAGCGCGAAGGGAUGAAACCUGGAAUCAAGCUCAGCCUCAUGCCCUGGUUCCACGGGAAGAUCACGCGGGAACAAGCGGAACGGCUGCUCUACCCUCCGGAGACGGGUCUGUUCCUGGUGCGCGAGAGCACCAACUACCCGGGCGACUACACGCUCUGCGUCAGCUGUGAAGGGAAGGUGGAGCAUUACCGCAUCAUCUACUCCUCCAGCAAGCUGAGCAUCGACGAAGAGGUCUACUUCGAAAACCUCAUGCAGCUGGUGGAGGUGAGGCUGAGCCAAGGUUGGCAGGGAGAACCGGGAUGCAUCCCCUGGGUGUCAGAAUAACAAGAGUUGGAAGGG
Thamnophis elegans (Western terrestrial garter snake) is the source of this 647-nucleotide messenger RNA. It is a transcript of the gene CSK, whose product is annotated as C-terminal Src kinase. The transcript is spliced from 4 exons. The coding region runs from base 111 to 632 and encodes 173 amino acids. The record is from RefSeq and is a predicted model, not a curated record. Lineage: Eukaryota; Metazoa; Chordata; Lepidosauria; Squamata; Natricidae. Gene Ontology annotation, molecular function: protein binding.